Messenger RNA from Naegleria gruberi, 2427 nucleotides. RefSeq lists its product as uncharacterized. Gene Ontology annotation, biological process: mRNA 3'-end processing by stem-loop binding and cleavage. Gene Ontology annotation, cellular component: mRNA cleavage and polyadenylation specificity factor complex. The record is from RefSeq and is a predicted model, not a curated record. The transcript has a single exon. Bases 1 to 2427 code for a protein of 808 amino acids. Gene Ontology annotation, molecular function: RNA binding. NCBI's taxonomy places the organism in Eukaryota, Heterolobosea, Eutetramitea, Acrasida, Naegleriidae.
AUGAGCAGUUCGAUUCAAUUUGUUCCUCUUGUUGGAUCACAAAAUGAAGGACCUGUUUGUUCGAUAUUAAUUGUUGAUGAUUAUUAUAUUUUGUUGGAUUGUGGAUGGGAUGAAAAUUUUAAUACAAAGGAUUCACAUAUUCAAGAAAUUAUCAACAAUUAUCGGGAUAAAAUUGAUGCUAUUUUAAUUUCCCAAAGUGAUAUUUACCACUGUGGUGCUUUACCAUAUCUUGUUGGUAAAUGUGGUAUUUUGGAAAAUAAGAAGAAGGCUAAAAUAUUUGCAACAUUACCUAUUGUUAAAAUGGGCCAAAUGCAUCUUUAUGAUGCUUACCAAAAUAUAAGACAACAUCAAGAUUUUGAAACAUUUGACUUGGAUGAUGUAGAUCUUUGUUUUGAUUCUAUUCAUCAAUUAAAAUAUAGUCAAAGAUAUCCAUUGUCACAACAAACAACAAUAAUAACACAAAUUGAAGAAACCGAUGAGAAUGGAGAAGAAGGUGAAGGUGGUGUUGUUGGAUCAUCAGGAUCUGUUGCAGAAAUGGAAGGUGAGAAACUAGUCAUUUGUCCAUUCUUAGCCGGUCACACACUAGGUGGUACUAUUUGGAAAUUAACAAAGGAGACAGAUGAAAUUGUAUAUGCCAUAGAUUUUAACAUCAAAACAGAAAGACAUUUGAAUGGGUCUGUAUUAGGAGAACUUGGUGGUAAACCAGCUCUUUUAAUCACAGAUGCAUACAAUGUGAAACCUAUUCCAAGCUCAGAUCUUGGAGGGGUAGAUAAGGCACCAGCAAUCAAGAUUAUGAAAUCAAUAACAGAUACCUUAACCGGUGGAGGAAACGUUCUUGUACCAAUUGAGACAGCUGGUAGAGUUUUCGAAUUAAUGUUACUUUUGGAAGAAAGAUGGAAAAGAGAUCCCCAAAUGGCUAAUUUUGAAUUGAUUUUAUUGACAAAUGUUGCUUACAGAACUAUAGAAUUUGCAUCCCAUCAACUGGAAUGGAUGAGUGAUAAAAUUAUGAAGGGAUUCGAUGAAAAACGUGAAAAUCCAUUUAAAUUCCAAUAUUUUAGUGUUUGUCACAAUGUUGAAGAAUUAAUGGACAAGUUACAAAAGAAAGAACAAAUGAGAAUGAUGAUGGAAAAUCAAAUGAAUGACGAAGAUGAAGAAACAGCUACUACUGGAAAACAUACACCUAUGGUUGUUUUGGCUUCUUCAAAUACUUUAGAUUACGGAUAUGCUAGAGAACUAUUUGUAAAGUGGUGUGAGGAUCAAAGAAAUUUGGUUAUGUUUAUUGAGAGGUCUGCUCCUAACUCUUUAUCAAGAAAAUUGAUUAACAAGUUAAGAGCUAAAAAAUCAGAAAGAUUAGACGAAAAUAUGAGUUUAACAUUGUAUCGUAGAGUUGCUCUCAAAGGAGAAGAAUUGGAAAAAUAUGAAAAAGAACAACAAUUGAAACAAGAAGCUGAAAAGAAAAGAAGAGAAGAAGAAGAAAGAAAUAAGAGAGUUAUUCACGUUAGAGAUGAAGACGAUGAAGAUUUGGACUUGAAGAAAUCGAAACAAUUCAGAGAAGAAUUAACAGGAGGUGCUGAUGAUGAUUCUCAAACUCAUGCCAGACUUUACCUACCUGAGAAUAUGCGUUAUCAUUCACAAUAUUUGAUGUUUCCAUGUAUUGAAAGAGGUAUUUCUAAAGAUGAGUAUGGUGAGUCAGUUGACCCUGAAGAUUUCAAACUUAGAUUGCUUCAAGCAGAUCAAAGUGAACAAAUAAUGGCUGACAAUACUAUUCAUGAAGAAGAAGAUUAUUAUGAACCUCCAUCUAAGAUUGAAUCUGAAAAUGUCAGUGUAAGAAUUCUUUGUAAAUUAGCUUAUUUAGAUUUUGAAGGAAGAUCCUCUCCUGUAGACAUCAAGAAUAUUUUACAAAAGAUUAACCCUAGAAAACUAAUUUUAAUUCACGGAUCUCAAGAAUCAAUUAUUGAGCUUUCAGAUUAUUGUGAAACUAAGAAAAUUUCAGAACAAAUCAAAACUCCAAUGGAUCUAGAAGUUAUGGACAUGACAAUGGAUACCAACAUGUUUAAAGUCAAGCUGAAACAAGAUUUAUUAAGUCAAAUUCAUUAUAUUAAGAGUGGUACUAAUUAUGAUAUGGCUUAUAUUGAAGGUAUCUAUAGAGUUGAAGAAGGCAGCGAUAUUCCUUGCAUUCACCCAAAUCCAAAACCAAAGGGCCAUCCAACAAUGCUCAUUGGUGAUUUAAAGUUGAAUCAAUUCUUCAAAUUAUUGAAAGAAAGUGGCUUGUCAGCUGAGUUCCAACAAGGAGGUGUUCUUGUUUGCAAUGAUGAAGUCAUGUUGCAAAAGGAUAAAAAGUCUGGAGAAAUUCAAGUUUUUGGUUCUCUGAGUCCAACCUAUUUCCAAGUUAGAGAAUUGCUCUACAAGUUCUAUUCCGAACUUUAA